CCCCCCCCCCCCUAAUCUGGAUCCGGGUACGGCUCUGAUAUCAAAGUAAAAAAUUUAUUCUUGAAUGUGAAUGAACAAAGAAACUCUUGCGGAUAUGGGAAACUUUGUUUUUGUGUUAGGUAUUUACUCUUAGUUAUAUAUAUUAGUAUUUGCUAUUUCACAGAUAGGCGAAACUAGAAGAAUGAAGGAAUCUUUAUUUUAAAAAGCAAGUCGACUGUGCCGAUGAAAAAGAAAAAACAUAUAGCACAACCAUCUUCUUUUAUUGAAGACGAAAAAUAAGGAGAAAACAAGAUGAUCCAAUGUAUUGGCGAAAGAAGAAUAAGAAAAGACGAUAUCUUAUAGCUACACUUAGAUAACAGACGAGGAAUUAUCUUCGUUGCUUAUUAUGUAAAAAUCUUUCAUCAAAAUAAGUACUUAAUUUGUUUAUAAAAACAAUGCAAAAUGUACCACAAACUCAUUUUGGCUAUAAUUUUUAGAAUUGUUUUACAUUACAAAGCUAUAAGUUUAAAAAUAUAUUAUCCGUCUCUCUGCUGUCUUCCAUAUUUUUGAUGACAUCGAAUAUAUAUAUAUAUAUAUAUGUCGCAGUAGAAAUUGAAAUUCUACUGAAUUUUAAUUGCCACUACAACAUAUAUAUACAUAUAUUGGUCGUCAUCAUUAACUUCAUCAUUCACUAGUUUGUUGGUUUAUGCUGUAGACACCACAAGAGAGCCGUUCAUUUCUCCGAUCAUAACAACCGGUUUAUCACCACAUAUAAGGUGUGAGUCGAAGUAGCACCCACACACACCCACGCAGAAAUGUGUUGGCAUGCUUGCUCUACUUCACAAGAAACCGUACGAUGACAAAACGAGAAAGAGAAGAGUGGCACGAAUAUUUUUCAUUACAAUUCUCAUUCGUAUUUGAGCUGGUGCUCUAGUAGGCUUCAUCUAUCCGUCGUUUCUCUUUCAAGCCGUUGAAGUCACAUAGUUUGGGACCUUUUUACUCUCUCUACUAAAAAAUAUGUUUUGCGCGUAUACUGAAAAAAAAGUCGACAUUAUGGAGCCAUAAUGGGUUUCGUGAGUUAAAAAGGUUUCGCAUACAAGACGAAACCCAAAAGAGAUAUAUAAGUUUCGAAUGAAUUCCAAACUUUUUAGAUUUCGUAGUUAAUUUACGAAAUCUUACAAAAAGAUUCUUCGAUCUUUGAUAAUCAUUUUCACAAUGUUUCAAUUUUUUAGCAAACCUUUGGGAGAGUUUCAACUUCGUCUCAAAAAUGUUUUGGUAUAAACCCAUUUUUUGCUAGUCUGGUUUCUACGAAAGAGCCAGUGAAGAAAAACAACUGGAGACAAAAGACCCUCAUAUACAAUUGGCUUAUCACCCUCGAAGGUAUAUAAAAGCGUCUACAUAGAGUUCGAUCUAUCAUGAAGGACGGCGUCUUCUUUUUCCGUCAUCCCUUUUCUAACGCUGUGAUCAUCGCAAAAAUAAUAUUAUAUUGCGCUCGCUAUUGCUCCCUUCUUUUAUCUUAUUAUCUUCUUCACGUUAUACUUUUCGUUUUUGCUAAAAUAAUCAACACUCAAAUGUUAGUGCAAUGCAUAUGGUAAGUUAACAUUUGAUUAGAGUACUUUCAGUCGGCCUCCAGUCAAGAAAAUGUUUCAAAUAACUUACACAUACUCCAAUUAAGACUCGAAUAGUUUAAGUGGUUACAAUGAAACGUGUUUUUGUGAAACACGACCUGAAAGAAGUGUUGAAAUGUUAAGGGUAGAAAUUUUCCACCCCUCCCCGCCUACACACACAUAUAGACCGUUACCCACAGGUUAAGAGACCGUUGGAAACCGUGGCGACGCCCAAAUUGCUUAGUUAAUUAACUAAUUACUAUAUAAUUACUUAAUUGGGCAUCACAGAGCGUGUCAGACAAUCUUCAGGCCUAGCACAGACCAUCAGAUGCGCUGUUACAGCCUUGCGCAGAUUACCACUGGUAGCGACAAACGAGCUGUUUCACAAAAUCAACAAAGAAAUCAUUUGAGUACACCAUCUCUAUGUAACUUUCUGCAGUGAUUAUGUCGUGUUUCACAUUUUUAACCUCAGAGGGAUUGUGCUAACAGCUUUUUAGUGUAGUAUAGCUACGAAUAGCUCAGCCAUUACUCAGAUCCAGCCGAUCAGGGCUUGAAACAAACUUUGAUUGCAAUCCUUUUUAAAGGCUAGGAGGCAUUGCACGUAAGCCACGACCAGUUACAGCAAAAGGUUGCUCAAUCGAUCUCACCGAUUUGGCUCAUGUCUUAACAGUAGGUAGCCCCAUCAAAGUUAGUAAGAAACUGAAACUUUUAGCUCGAACGGAUGAUCCACUCUGGAGAUAUAUGCACUCGAAAUAA
Rotaria socialis is the source of this 2342-nucleotide messenger RNA. NCBI's taxonomy places the organism in Eukaryota, Metazoa, Rotifera, Eurotatoria, Philodinida, Philodinidae. The record is from the annotation of a GenBank genome assembly.